GGACAUGUCGACAUCCACAAGCAGCCCCAACCCCCCCAGGAUCUUAGCUUAGAAAAGCAAACAUUAAGACAGGAUGAAGGAGGAGAUGUGUGUGUAAGAGGAAACAUAACAAGCAAACAGCCUACAGACGGGGAAGCAGAGGCGAUGUCUAAAGACUGGCAUGCUGAGAGGUGUGUGAGAAGGAGGCUAAGCAGGAACACAGAAGCCACUGGACAAGAGUCUUCAGAGUCCUCCAAAGGGAUCCUGUGGAUAAUUCUGUCCUGCCCCUCCCUCUUCUGCCAUGGACAAUUUCAACUUCACCACCACAGUGGCUGCUUGGGAAGAGAAUUCAACCACCUCUGGAACAGCCUUUCUUUCUGGAAAUUUAUCCCUAGCUUCUAGUCUGGGCCUGGAUAUUAGUGGUGUCCUUAUUCCCCUGGUAUAUCUCAUUGUCUGUGUCAUAGGACUAGCUGGAAAUUCUCUAGUCAUUUAUGUGGUUUUGUGCCAUUCAGUGAGUGAAUCAGUGACUAAUAUCUACAUCUUCAACUUGGCACUGGCAGAUGAACUCUUUAUGCUUGGCCUACCCUUCUUGGCAGCACAAAAUGCUUUAUCAUAUUGGCCUUUUGGCUCAUUCAUGUGCCGCCUAGUAAUGGCUGUGGAUGCCAUAAACCAGUUUACUAGUAUUUUCUGCCUCACUGUAAUGAGCGUUGACCGCUAUCUGGCUGUGGUGCACCCUGGGAAAUCCUCAAAAUGGCGGACAGUCCGUGUGGCUAAGACUGUCAGUGCCACUGUAUGGGUACUCUCAUCUGUGGUGGUGCUGCCUGUGGUAGUGUUUUCAGAAGUCCCUCAUGGCAUGAGUACGUGCCACAUUAAAUGGCCUGAGCCUGCUUCAGUAUGGAAAGCUGGUUUCAUCAUCUACACAGCUACACUUGGCUUCUUUGGGCCACUGCUGGUUAUCUGCUUGUGUUACCUGCUUAUUGUUGUCAAGGUUCGUUCAUCAGGCAGAAAGGUGCGAGCACUGACAGCUAAACGCAAACGCUCUGAACGGAGGGUCACACGCAUGGUAGUAAUUGUGGUAGCAGUCUUUGUACUCUGUUGGCUGCCUUUCUAUAUGCUCAACAUCAUCAAUGUCAUCUGGACUUUGCCUGAGGAGCCAUCACUCUUUGGUAUUUACUUUCUGGUUGUUGUCCUGCCCUAUGCCAACAGUUGCACCAAUCCUAUCAUCUAUGGCUUCCUCUCCUACCGGUUCAAGCAAGGCUUUCGCAGAGCCAUCUUGAGACCCUCCCGUCGAGUGCAGAACCAAGAAGUAGCCAUGGCAACAACCGCAGAUAAUAUGGAAGAGGAAGAGGAGGAGGAGGAGGAGGAAGAAGAAGAAGAGGAAAUGUUGGCUAAAGUAAAGGAGAUCAGCAAGAUUACCCAAAAUGGCAAGGGAGGGCAGCAGGAAUGUGAACCUGCCAGUGAACCAGGAAGAGGCAGCGAACACAAGCCAGUUCCUGAAGAGCCCAUAAGUUGUGAGAAGCCCAACAUAGUCAACAUCAGCUGUUUAUAGUGACUGGGAACAGGAUCCCUCUAUCUUCUGAAAUCCCCUGGCAGAGACUCAUGUUUAAUAAUAAUUUUUUAAAAAAGGAUAAUUCAUAAAUUAAGGUGUUUUAUAGUAAUAACCAGUCCUGUGAUGUCUUUCUGAAGCAAGGUACUCUACUAACAUAACUUUUCCCACUAAACAGAAUAACUAAACAGAACUGUUAAUGGUAUUUCUGAGAGCAGGGGUGACCCAUCAUUAGCAUUAUGGUUAGAAGUAGGGAUAAAAUCUUCUUUGUUCUUUAUAAAAACUCAAGAGAUUGAUCAUUGGAAUUAAGUGCUAAGCAAUAGUUCAGCUAAACUGUCAGCCCUAUGAGGGAGACCAGACCUGGGAAUCAACUCCAUAGGAAGGCUAAAGCUACUUUUGUGACUGGCUACAAUAACAGAAGCUUGCAAGCCUGA
This is a messenger RNA of Python bivittatus (Burmese python), 1959 nucleotides long. RefSeq names its product somatostatin receptor 3 (gene SSTR3). Gene Ontology annotation, molecular function: neuropeptide binding; somatostatin receptor activity. The record is from RefSeq and is a predicted model, not a curated record. Gene Ontology annotation, cellular component: plasma membrane; neuron projection. NCBI's taxonomy places the organism in Eukaryota, Metazoa, Chordata, Lepidosauria, Squamata, Pythonidae. Gene Ontology annotation, biological process: neuropeptide signaling pathway.